Molecule: messenger RNA, 345 nt
Organism: Racocetra persica
Lineage: Eukaryota; Fungi; Glomeromycota; Glomeromycetes; Diversisporales; Gigasporaceae
Source: the annotation of a GenBank genome assembly
AUGGACUCUAAAACUACCAAAGAUAUCGGAAAGACAACUGAAGAUCAAGGAUCCAUGUCUCAUGUGUCAAAAUAUGAUGAACAAAAUGAUAUAUUUUGCAACAAUACAUUUAUAGUAGUUGAUACAUAUGCAAAUAAUUCUGACUGUCGUAAUAUUGCAUCUUUUAUUGGUUGCGAACUUCCUAGUGAUAGUGAAAAUCCAAAAGAGCUUGAAUUAGACAUAAUAUGGGUUGCAAAAUUUGGUUUCAAUCACAUCAUUAUUAUUGGUGAGAUCGAUUAUAGAAUGAUUUUUUUAGACUAUUAUGGCCACAUAUUUCUUUGGGAUGAUAUAGGCCAAAUGUUGUAG